AUGAAAGCUGAGGAUAUAAGAGCAGAAGAGAACAUAUUGCACCUUGCCGAUGCCGCUAGCAUCGUUCAAGCUAAUCAAAAAGAUACACAGAUAGAGACGAUAUUGAAUGGGAAAUUAAACGAUUUAUUAACAUUGACAAAGGGCCAACUUUUUACGAAUAUUUAUAGCAAACACAUUUCAAUUGCAUCAAAACUGCUAUAUCUCUCUCUGACAACACUCAUCGGCAGAAAAACAUUAGGCGAAGAGUAUGUGGAUAUAUUUAUUGUCAACAAGAAGAAUAAAGGGCUAGUGAAACGGUAUCAAAGGUUAGUGUUUAUCAUAGGUUAUACAUUAGGACCAUAUCUUCUUCAAAAACUACUGAGUUUGUGGAAGCGCCAUCACCAAAUAUUGAAUGAAGAUGACGAUCAUGACGAUAGUAACAACGAUGGACAACUAUCAUGGGAAGCGAUAACAAACAGUCUAUUAGAUAUUCACAUGUUAAUAUUUUAUUUUAAAGGUGCAUACUAUGAUAUGUCGCGUAGAGUUAGUGGACUUAGAUAUGUGACUGGACAUCAUCUUACUAACGACGAAAAACGCAUUAGGGAAAGGAAUUCAAAGACAUACAAAGUCUUAGGAUCCGUUCUUUUGUUACAGAGCCUUUCGAACUACAUACCUCUCGUGAAAUAUUUAGGUCAAUUGUUAACUAACUCAAUAUUUAAACAUAAUUACAGAGACACCAACAUAAAAUCAUCAGACCAGACUCGUAUAAAUGAAAAAAUAGGUAUAAUAAAAGGUGUCCCUGAAGAAUCCAAAUAUCAUCAUAUAGAUCUUUCAGAUGGAAACUGUUUCAAAUUUAUUCCUGAAAGUUCACGUAAAUGUAUAUUGUGUCUUUCUGAUAUCUCCGACCCCAGUAGUGCUCCUUGCGGCCACAUAUAUUGUUGGAAAUGUAUCAUCAACUGGUGCACCGAAAAGGAAGAAUGUCCACUAUGUCGUCAAAUAUGUAAGCCACAACAAGUCAUACCUCUCCGAUAA
Molecule: messenger RNA, 1011 nt
Organism: Maudiozyma barnettii
Lineage: Eukaryota; Fungi; Ascomycota; Saccharomycetes; Saccharomycetales; Saccharomycetaceae
Gene: PEX10
Product: ubiquitin-protein ligase peroxin 10
Exons: 1
Coding region: 1-1011 (336 amino acids)
Biological process (GO): protein import into peroxisome matrix
Cellular component (GO): peroxisomal membrane
Molecular function (GO): zinc ion binding
Source: RefSeq, a predicted model, not a curated record